Molecule: messenger RNA, 300 nt
Organism: Phytophthora nicotianae INRA-310
Lineage: Eukaryota; Oomycota; Peronosporomycetes; Peronosporales; Peronosporaceae
Exons: 2
Source: RefSeq, a predicted model, not a curated record
AUGGAGCCUCCUCCCCCAGAAAAAGAAAGUGGCGGCGAAACGGGAGCAGAUCGAGCGGAAAGGUCAGACAAGGAGGUAACACGCGCGGCGGGACAGAAGAAGGCGGGGACAUCCACGAGUGGUGUACACGGAGCCUGGCGGGAGGUCGGAUUGGAUGAGCGGACUGGAACUGGAACUGAAGCUGGGCCGGAGGAAGCAUGCGUUGAACCGAAAGUGCUACCAAAUGUAAGGGUGCGCGCUCUUGAACAUGAAGCGGUUGGCUGUGGCUCGCCGCAACGAGCGUACGCACGACCGUCGUGG